UUGUAAUUCCCCCCUUCAAUAAAUUUGUGACUGUUUAUGUAAUUCACACGUAUAGUUUGACAAAGAUCACCAGCCAGCUAGCAGAGUUGGCAUCAGCUGCAAUCCCUCACCUCAAAUUCUCUCCCAGCUCGAUCAUACUUAGCCAAGAUUUUUCAGCUCAAAUGCCACCUUCACAGAGAGUGCGAUCCUUUUUCAAGGCCCUAGUCGAUGAUGACUCCUUCUUUCUGUUUUUUUGUUUUAAGUUUAUCGGAUUGACGUUGUUCAAGUGCAUUUCCAUUUAGCUUUCGGAUUAGUGAGUAACUAUGUUUCUGUCAGUCCAUGCUUGCCUUCUUAGGGCAAAGGCCCAAAACUUGCAUAAUUACAGACUAAACUUGAUAUAAGUUUAAUUUUUUGAGCAAAUAGUAGGAAUAACUGUCUCCUUAAUGAUAAAAUUAAAUUUCUUUCUAAUGAUCUCUUUAAUUAUUUCCUUUUAUUUAUUUUUUGGUCGAAAGUGGAGUAAUUGAUUGGGGAAGGUGAGAUGAUCACUUGUUCAAAACUGGAAAAGUUCACAUUUCCAUGAAUUUGUCUACAGUUUCCAUAUCAGUUGUAUAUAUUUCAUCAUCCCAAAGGAGCAAAUAAUGCACAUGCAAAUGAUUCAAUGCAUGUCAAUUUUGAUUGCUAAAAAUGGGAGGAAUAUUAAAAGAAACUGAUGAUGGUUGGUGGCUGAACUUUUUACCUCCUUCACAAGUUUUACUUUUCCUCCCUCGUGUCCAAUGUUUCCCAGGAAAAACUAGUCAGACAAAGGAUAGUGUCUUGAGGCAAUCUUCUCUCCCAGAAAAUCCCCUGAAGAAUCUGCAUUUUACUUGUUGAAGUGGAUGAUCACCCAUUUUCGGAAUUUCAGUAAAGCUUUUCCCCUCAAAUGGCGAGGAAUUCAACAAAUCCUUCAUGGAGAGUUCGAUCCUUUUUCAAGCCCCUGGUUCAUGAUGACUUCUCUCGGCAUUUGUGUCUGCCACCUUUAUUCAUGGAGAAUUUCAAUGGACGGCCUCCCUGCAAAUGCACUCUUAGAGGCCCGAGUGGGGAAUCAUGGACAGUAGGUUUGGAAGGAAGAGAGGAUGGAAAAUUCUUCUUCCGCAAGGGUUGGCAGAAUUUCGUUGAGGAUCAUCUCUUAGAAAUCGGUAAUUUCUUGGUUUUUAAGUACGAUGGCGACACAAAGUUUGAUGUCAAAAUCUAUAAUCCAACCGGAUGUGAAAAGGAGGAAGCUGUAGCUGCCAAGAAUACAACUGGAAAUCUAGCUAGUAUUCGUAACCGAAAGAAAAGCAUGUUGUACAAACCUGCUGAUGUGAAAGAAACAUCAGAUGGACACAUCGCGUUCAGAUCAAAGUAUAAAACAUGCUUCAAAGCAACUGUGCCGAAGAUUCCUUAUCGAAUGACUGUCCCCAAGAAGCUAGCUGUAGCAAAAGGUCUCAUUGAAAAGGAGAGGGUGAGGCUUACAGACCCGAAUGGGAAAACAUGGAAAGUUAAGCUCCGGGUCGAAGAGAUAAAAUCUUGUGGCAGUCGUUUGCUCAUGACGGAAGGGUUGCUGAAAUGUUGGCAUGCGAACAACAUUUCACCCGGGGACACCGCCGUGUUUGAGCUUGUCAACGAAAAGAGAAGUGAAAUGAAGAUUCAUUUUUUCAGAGCUGAAGCCGGAGGAAAGAGGCCUACCGUUGUGCUUGAACUUGAUGCCUCUGACUCUGUUGUGGAAAACUAGAGCUAGUUGACAUUAUAAAGGGUUGAUUGUGGAACAAGAUUAUUGAGGUUUUUGGAAUCAUAGUAAGAACAUAUUCAUUGUGGUGGCAACAUGCUAGUCUAUUUGUGUGUGAUCAACACUGCUUUUAUAUUCCCUAACUUACCGUUGUAGUGACGGAGUCAGGAUUUUCAAAUAAUGGGAUCAUGAUUU
Malus domestica (apple) is the source of this 1918-nucleotide messenger RNA. RefSeq names its product B3 domain-containing protein REM10-like. Gene Ontology annotation, molecular function: DNA binding. NCBI's taxonomy places the organism in Eukaryota, Viridiplantae, Streptophyta, Magnoliopsida, Rosales, Rosaceae. The record is from RefSeq and is a predicted model, not a curated record.